AUGGGAAAAACCACCGUGACGCUGGCCUCUGGCCGUGAGAUGCCUCUCGUUGGGUUCGGACUCUGGAAAGUUCCCAGAGAAACAGCGGCAGAGACAGUAUACAAUGCAAUCAAAGCCGGGUAUCGUCUCUUUGAUGGCGCCUAUGACUAUCAGAACGAGAAGGAGGCUGGAGAAGGUAUUCGCCGAGCUAUCGAUGAGCGAUUGGUUGAGCGUGAAGACGUAUUCAUCACCACAAAGCUGUGGAAUAACUAUCACCGAAAAGAGCAUGCGUUAGCCAUGGCAAAAAAGCAGAAUGAAGCAUGGGGUCUGGGGUACAUUGACCUGUAUCUCAUUCACUUCCCCUGUGCAUUGGAGUAUAUUGAUCCUGCCGUUCGGCAGUUUCCUGCAUGGUGGAUGGACGAAGCAGGAACAAUAUCUUUGGACAAGGUCGCAAUUCGCGAGACUUGGGAGGCCCUCGAAACGGUAGUUGAUCAGGGCAUCGCACGCAGCAUUGGCGUUUCAAAUUUCCAAGCGCAGGCCAUCUAUGACAUACUCUCCUACGCACGCCAUCCUAUCUCAUCGCUACAAAUCGAACACCAUCCGUACCUAGUGCAGUCAGACCUGGUUACCAUGGCUCAGGAGAACGGCAUUGUUGUAACAGCGUACUCUAGCUUUGGACCACAAAAGCCAGUGAAGAAGGCAGCUGAGAAAUACCGUGUUACUCCUGCGCAAGUUCUACUGCGAUGGGCAACUCAGAGAAAUGUCGCUGUUAUACCAAAAUCCAACAAUCGUGAGAGACUGGGGCAGAACCUGCAAGUCACGGAGUUUGAUAUGACAAAAGACGAAUUGGAGGAUAUUUCAGCCCUUGAUCAAGGAUUGCGAUUCAAUGAUCCGGGGUUCUAUCUGACGCAGCCUAUUCGUAUUUUUGCGUAA
Molecule: messenger RNA, 912 nt
Organism: Trichoderma breve
Lineage: Eukaryota; Fungi; Ascomycota; Sordariomycetes; Hypocreales; Hypocreaceae
Product: aldo/keto reductase family domain-containing protein
Exons: 4
Coding region: 1-912 (303 amino acids)
Cellular component (GO): cytosol
Molecular function (GO): aldose reductase (NADPH) activity
Source: RefSeq, a predicted model, not a curated record